Molecule: messenger RNA, 786 nt
Organism: Acanthamoeba castellanii str. Neff
Lineage: Eukaryota; Discosea; Longamoebia; Acanthamoebidae
Product: SPRY domain containing protein
Exons: 5
Coding region: 1-786 (261 amino acids)
Biological process (GO): protein phosphorylation
Molecular function (GO): protein kinase activity; ATP binding
Source: RefSeq, a predicted model, not a curated record
AUGGCCGUGGUCUGCACCCUGGGCGAUCCACACAUCGUCGCCAUACACGGCGGCUUCGUCCGGCCGCGGCUGGGCGUGGUGACGGACCACACGCCGCUGGGCUCGCUCCAUGAGCUGCUCCACAACCGCGACCUCGUCGCAAACGACAUCCCGCCGGCCUCGGCAUGCACUUCCUCCACUCUCGCCCACGGCGACCUCCGCUCGGCCAACCUCCUGCUUGACCCCGCCGGCAACGUCAAGGUCGGCCGCUUCGGCUUCGCCGGCCCUCACCACCACCGCGGCCUGGUCGGCUGCGUGCCCUACUUGGCCCCCGAGGUGCUGACGGCAGGCGAUGGCGACGAUGGCGACGAAGUGGUGUUGGAGGCGCUGGCCGACGUGUACGAGUUCGGGGUGACACCGGCCGCGAUCGCCCUGCGCGCCACCCGCGACAACCUGCGCCCCGACUCGGCCGCAGCCGAAGCCGGCGCUGAUCAGGCGUUCGGGGCGGCCUAUCGGAAGCUUCUCGACUACUGCUGGCACCGGGACCCGCUCGUUCGGCUGACCUUCGGCGAAGUGAGCGCCAGCCUCGCGGUCAUGCCCCACGCCACCACCGACACAGGCUCGAGCGGCUCGGGUUCGCCCGAAGAUGAUGCCGACGAGGAGCCGGGCGGCGACACGGAUUCCACCAACGACCUGCAGGACGAGGACAACAACCUCGCCUUCCCGCACGUGGGCCCGACGGAGGUGGUCUCCUCCGAGAGCACGGCCCUCCUCCAGUACACACGAACGCGCACGUCGGUCUACUAG